Molecule: messenger RNA, 5830 nt
Organism: Equus caballus (horse)
Lineage: Eukaryota; Metazoa; Chordata; Mammalia; Perissodactyla; Equidae
Gene: TGM7
Product: transglutaminase 7
Biological process (GO): peptide cross-linking
Molecular function (GO): protein-glutamine gamma-glutamyltransferase activity
Source: RefSeq, a predicted model, not a curated record
UACAGGGAGGGAGGAGAAGCCAAUAUAAAAAUGUCUUAUCAUUCGUGGCAGCACUAUUUAUAAGAGUCAAAGGUGGAAACCGCCUAAAUGUCCAUCAGCUGAUGAAUAGAUAAACAAGAUGUGGUAGAUCCAUACAUUGGAAUACUAUUCAGCCACAAAAAGGAAUGACGUACUAAUAGAUGCUACAACAUGGAUGAAUCUCAAAAACGUAUGCUAAGUAAAAGAGUCCAGCCACAAAAGGAUAUCUAUUGUAUGAUUCCAUUUAUAUGAAAUAUCCAGAAUAGGCAAAUUCAUAGAGGCAGAAAACAAAUUCGUGGUUGCAGGGGCUGGGAUAUGGAAGAAUGGAGGUGAUAGAUUUUUUGCAGGGGGGAGUGAUGAAAAAGUUCUGGAACUUGAUAGUAGUGAUGGUUACAUAACUGAAUGUGCUAGAGGCCACAGAACUGUACACUGUAAAAUUGUUAAAACAGUAAAUUUUAUUUUAUGUGUUAGCACAAUAAAAAAAAAGUGUUAUCAAAUUGGUCACUGUUCUGGGCACCUGGGGCUCAGUCCUGCUAGGAUCGUCUAGAGAGCUGAGUAGAAUGUACCUCAGAACUGUCCACCUUGAAGGAGAUGAGAGGGAGCAUUUACUUGACAGAUCCUGGUCCUCAAUUGUCAAGGACGGGGUGUUGACUUUCUUUCCCCUUUUCAGGUUUGUAUCCAUGUGAGUGCCCAGCAGGUCAGAGAGGCACUGGGGCAGAGCCUGAGAGAUUCCUGAUGAAGUUGAGACACGGUGCUGUCAGGUCACUCCUCUGGGAAGGUGUGCUGUCCGGUCACACCUGGCUGUUGCGGAGAUAGCUGGAGUUAAAGGAAUCACCUUGUCUAAGAAACCGUGUGUUGGAGGCCAGCCCCAUGGCCUCGUGGUUAAAGUUUUGCAUGCUCUGCUUCAGCAUCCUGGGCUUCAUGUAUUCGGAUCCUGUGUGGAGACCUACUUUGCUCAUCAGCAAUACUGUGGAGGCAUCUCACAUACAAAGCAGAGGAAGAUUGGCACAGAUGUUAGCUCAGGGCUAAUCUUUCUCAAGCCAAGAAAAAAAGAGGAGGAUUGGCAAUGGUUGUUAUCUCAGGGUGAAUCUUCCUCACAGAAAAAAAAAAGAACCCUGUGUUCCUUUUCUCCCAUAAAGUGGGAUCCAGAUCCACUUGGUCAUUUGGAAAAGAAAAGAAAGACAAAAAAGGCCAAACCCUAAAAUCUCACUCACAGAGUUGAAACAAAGGACCAUUUGUGCGUGACGUUCCUCAGGGCGGCUCUGUUCCUUACUCAUCUCCGUCUUGACGAUGACUGUCAGUGAUGCCUGACACCAGACUGAGAUGGCUUAGAGUGAAUGUGGUCCCGAGCCCUGAAGUGACAGAAGCACAAAGGGACGGAUUCAAACCAAGCGUUGCCUUCCACAUCACUUGAGUCUUCUCAGCUUAAAGAGGAAGCCAUGGAAACAAACCCCUCAGUAAUUUUUUUUAAAAACUUUAGACAGAAGCUCUUUUCCUUAUGCUAAGACAUACCCGGAACAACGGGGAAACAGGAGCAGGAGGAGUACUAGGAGGAGGAGGAAAUGGCAGCCCCACCCAACUCAGGAUGGAAGGAAAGGUUCUCGCAUGAUGACUGUAAUUGCCCAGAGAGGCGAUUAGAUCUAGUAUCUUAAUACUGAUGAGUUGAAGGGCUCUGGCUGACAGAAGGAGGAAGGAGAUGGACCAGGUGGCAGCCUUGGAGCUCAGAUCCGUGGACCUGCAGAGCUCCAGGAACAACAAGGAGCAUCACACGCAGGAGAUGGGCCUGAAGCGGCUCAUCGUGCGCCGGGGCCAGCUCUUCACGCUCCAACUGCAUUUCAACCGACCCUUCCAGUUCCAGACCGACCACAUCACUUUCGUAGCUGAGACUGGACCAGCACCCAUGGAGCUGCUGGGAACGCGAGCCAUCUUCUCACUCACCCAGGCCCGACAAGGGAAUGUCUGGAGUGCUUCCGACUUCACCAUUGACUCCGACUCGCUUUUUGUCUCCCUUUUCACACCAGCCAAUGCAGUCAUUGGCUCCUACACUCUGAAGAUAGAGAUAUCUCAGGGCCAGGGUCACAGCUCAACUCACCCCCUGGGGACUUUCAUCCUGCUUUUUAACCCUUGGAGUGCAGAGGACGAUGUCCACCUGCCCAGUGAAGCCCUGCUGCGGGAGUACAUCCUGACGGACUACGGCUUUGUUUACAAGGGUCAGAAAAGACUCAUCACCGCCCGGCCCUGGAACUACGGGCAGUUUGAAGAGGACAUCAUAGAUAUCUGCUUUGAGAUCCUGAACAAGAGCCUGUACUUCUUAAAGAACCCAUCCAAAGAUUGCUCCCAGAGGAACGACGUGGUGUAUGUCUGCAGGGUGGUGAGUGCCAUGAUCAACAGCAAUGACGACAGAGGCGUGCUGCAGGGGAACUGGGGAGAGGACUACUCCAUGGGGGUCAGCCCGCUGGAGUGGAACGGCAGCGUGGCCAUCCUGCGGCAGUGGUCAGCCAGGGGCGGGCAGCCUGUGAUGUACGGGCAGUGCUGGGUCUUUGCGGCUGUUAUGUGCACCGUAAUGAGAUGCUUAGGUGUUCCAACUCGUGUUGUCUCCAAUUUCCGUUCUGCACACAACGCGGAUGGGAACUUGACCAUUGACACCUACUAUAACCGAAAUGCAGAGAUGCUGCCAAAUCAGAAACAAGACAAAAUAUGGAAUUUCCACGUCUGGAAUGAAUGCUGGAUGAUCCGGAAAGAUCUCCCACCAGGAUACAAUGGGUGGCAGGUUCUAGACCCCACUCCCCAGCAAACCAGCAGCGGGCUGUUCUGCUGCGGCCCUGCCUCCGUGAAGGCCAUCAAGGAAGGGGAGGUCCAGCUGCCCUAUGACACCCCAUUUGUGUACGCUGAGGUGAAUGCCGAUGAAGUCAUUUGGCUUUUCGGGGAUGGCCAGGCCCAGGAAAUUCUGGCCCAUAACACCAGCUCCAUCGGGAACGAAAUCAGCACUAAGAUGGUAGGCUCAGACCAGCGCCAGAACAUCACCAGCUCCUACAAGUACCCAGAAGGAUCCCCUGAGGAGCGAUCUGUGUUCAUGAAGGCUUCCCAGAAAAUGCUGGGCCCAGGAAGGGCCUCUUCACCCUUCCUGGAUCUGCUGGGGUCCGGGGACUUUCAGGAUCAGCCGGCGCAGCUGCAGCUUCACCUGGCCAGGAUGCCUGAGUGGGGCCGGGACCUGCUGCUGAAGCUGCAUGCCCGGAGGGUGGCAGACAGAGCACAUCCCCGAGCGCCCAUCAGACUGGAGGUGCGCUUCUGUGCGCAGGCCCUGUUGCACAAGGGUGGCGCCCGGGAGCCCCUCUGGAGGCAAACAGUGCACUUGAACCUGGACUUUGGGCAGGAGAUAGAGUGGCCACUCUUGCUACCCUUCAACAAUUACGGAAACAAGCUGACAGAUGAAAAGCUAAUCCGUGUGUCUGGCAUCGCCAAGGUCAAGGAAACAGGGAGGUCCAUGCUGGUCCUAAAAGAUAUCUCUCUGGAGCCCCCCCACCUAUCUAUUAAGGCGUCUGAGAGGGCUGAGGUGGGCAAGGCACUGGGAGUCCACAUCACCCUCACCAACAACCUAACGGUGGCUCUGAGUAACUGCGUGAUGGUGCUGGAGGGAAGUGGCCUCAUCGACGGGCAGAUAUCAAAUGAGCUUGGGACUCUACUGCCUGGACACACCAUCCAAAUUCAACUGGACCUCUACCCCAUCAAAGCUGGACCCCGCCAGCUGCAAGUCCUCAUCAGCAGCAACGAGGUCAAGGAGAUCAAGGGCUACCAGGACAUCUUCGUUGCUGCAGCCGGGGCUUCGUGAGCCCCGACCCCACCCUCCUCAGGCCCUCCCAGUCCUCCCAGCCGCUGCCCUGGACCUGCUCUCCUGAUGCCCUGCUAGCCCCUCCCCAAAUCGUGGUUCUUUGAUCCCAAAUACACACUUUGUCUCUUAAAUGCUUUUUUGCAGGUUGACACUAUAAAAGCCUUCCGUUUUGUACCCUGCCCCUCCUCCUGAUGCCCUCCUUGUCCCCCUAGCCCCUCCUUGAGCCCCUGUUCUGCCCUCUUGAUGCCCUCCCAGUCCCUCCCCAGCCCCACCUUGCUUUUUUCUACUCCUGAGGGUGUGGUUUUAUCUUUGCUCCCUCUCUGUCCUCUUCCCGGCCUGUCUGGGGGUAAAUGAAGCUCUGUUAGAACCUCUGUUCAUCUUGGGAAGAGACAAUAAAGGCAUCUUUAUCUAGCACAGCUGUUCUCUCUUCUGUGCUAACAAGCUACUUAUUGCUACCGGCUGGUCCUCUGGGCCUGGCUGCCAGCUGUGUGGCUGGGCCCUCCCUGCUCUUCCUGUCUUCUCUCUCCUCCUUUAAGGGCCCCAACCACACAAUAAGCCCAACAUGAUCCCCUCAAAAUCAGCCUCUCUGGAAUCAGGUCCCCAUUAAAUUGUCUUAAGGAGCCUGCUGGCAGAGGCCGGAGGGAGGUCUGGGGAGGGCGGCCUGGAUGCGCUAGGAGGAUAGUGACUGGAGCACCGUGGAGACCGGCCAGAAGCUGCCCAGCAGGACUUCUCGGCUGCUGGCCUGAGAGCUUUGGGCAGCUGGGCAGGGCCCACUCAGGAUGGCCCCUCAGGAUGACUGGGAAGCGCUUCAUAGCUGCCCCCAAAACAGGCCCUCACUUUCCCGGGCCUCGUCUUCCCCUCUCGCUCCCUCCCCCACUGGCUCACCCUGACUGGCCUCAGCCUCUCUCCCUUCAGUAUUCUUUGUUUUUGUUGUUUUAAGGACAGGGAGGCACUCUUUUGUAUUUUUUUUUUCCUGUGGUUGUCAAGAUCAUUUGUGCUCGUUCUAGAUAAUUUGGAAAGAACAGAAAAGUGAAAAGGCACAAAAGAAAAACCACUGAUAGUUCCCUCAUCCCAGAAGAAAUCUCUGCUAUGCUAAAAGCCAAAAAUCCUACGGAGUAAAUUAGAAGAUCUAAUUGGCUUUAUUAAAUGAUUCAUGAAUCAGGCAGCAUCCCAUCUAGUAAACAGAAGGGAGUCCAAGGAGUGGUACAAAACGGAAGGCUUUUAUAGUGUCAACCUGCAAAAAAGCAUUUAAGAGACAAAGUGUGUAUUUGGGAUCAAAGAACCACAAUUUGGGGAGCAGAGAUUCAGGAUCAACCAGGUAGUGUCCCACAAGGGAGUAAAAAUCAGGGGCUUUGAAAGGCAAAGAAGGGAAGUUUGUGCUACAAAGAAUUUUAAUUGAGUUGGAGGCAGAAGCUAGUCUUGGCUAAACAAUGAUUGGCCAUUGAUUCUAUCUUCAGAAAAUCCACAGUCCUUGGUCUUUGUGAUCAAGAUGUCCGUUUUCCUGAUGACUUCCCAAACAAUUGCUUGUAAAACAGUGGCCAUUUUGGCCCAGUCCAAAGGUUUGGCCCAGUCCCAGGUUCAAGACAGCAAGGCAGUAGUUUCUCUGGAGAGGCAGCUCUGCCUCCAUUUUAAAAUGGCUCCACUAUAGUCCAUUUUGACAACAGGUGGAAGGGGGUAGAAUGAGGAAGUUAUAAAAAUAAAGAGCUGGAUUGUUUUGGGCAAGGUCAUUUAGAGGCCAGGAACGGCAGGCAGUCUUAUCAGGCAGAUUACUUCACUAGUGUUGAUCAGGUAAUUCUGGACUGAUUGGUUUAAAAUCCCACUCCUGGGAGAGGCUGAAACUGCAGUCAGGCUAGGUGUUGAGUCUUGGUUUGCUGGCCUGGGGCUUAGCAUAAGUGACUCCAUUUUGCGCCUGUUGUCUCUUUUUUAGCAGCUAAGAUUUUGCUGUAUAUCUUUCUGGUCUUUUUCCCCUCUUUCAUUGAGUUU